Molecule: messenger RNA, 1260 nt
Organism: Penicillium taxi
Lineage: Eukaryota; Fungi; Ascomycota; Eurotiomycetes; Eurotiales; Aspergillaceae
Gene: mpkA
Product: mitogen-activated serine/threonine-protein kinase SLT2
Exons: 5
Coding region: 1-1260 (419 amino acids)
Biological process (GO): intracellular signal transduction; protein phosphorylation
Cellular component (GO): cytoplasm; nucleus
Molecular function (GO): MAP kinase activity; ATP binding
Source: RefSeq, a predicted model, not a curated record
AUGGCUGAUUUACAAGGUCGCAGGGUCUUCAAGGUCUUCAACCAGGACUUUAUCGUGAGCGAACACUACACUGUCACCAAGGAGCUAGGUCAAGGUGCAUAUGGUAUUGUCUGCGCUGCAACCAACUCCCAGACUGGCGAAGGCGUAGCCAUCAAGAAAGUCACCAAUGUCUUUAGCAAGAAGAUCCUCGCCAAGCGAGCUUUGCGCGAGAUUAAGCUGCUCCAGCACUUCCGUGGUCAUCGCAAUAUUACAUGCCUCUACGAUAUGGACAUUCCCCGCCCGGAUAACUUCAACGAAACAUAUCUCUAUGAGGAAUUGAUGGAAUGUGACUUGGCGGCUAUCAUCCGGUCCGGCCAGCCUUUGACCGACGCGCAUUUCCAGUCCUUCAUCUAUCAGAUUCUUUGUGGUCUCAAGUAUAUUCACUCCGCUAACGUGCUGCAUCGAGACUUGAAACCGGGAAACUUGCUCGUCAAUGCCGACUGCGAGCUGAAGAUCUGUGAUUUCGGCUUGGCCCGUGGAUUCUCUAUCGAUCCCGAAGAAAAUGCUGGUUACAUGACCGAGUACGUUGCCACAAGAUGGUACCGUGCACCCGAAAUCAUGCUGAGCUUCCAGAGCUACACCAAAGCUAUUGAUGUCUGGUCUGUGGGAUGUAUUCUUGCUGAGCUUCUAGGUGGACGACCAUUCUUCAAGGGUCGCGACUACGUCGACCAGCUGAACCAGAUCUUGCACUACCUGGGAACACCCAACGAGGAGACCCUCGCGCGCAUUGGAUCUCCCCGCGCCCAGGACUACGUCCGCAACCUACCAUUCAUGCCCAAAAUCUCCUUCCAGCGCCUGUUCCCGAACGCCAACCCCGACGCUCUGGACCUGCUGGACCGUAUGCUGGCCUUUGACCCUUCGUCGCGUAUUUCAGUCGAGGAAGCCCUCGAACACCCCUACCUGCACAUCUGGCACGAUGCCUCUGACGAGCCAACAUGCCCCACAACCUUCGACUUCCAGUUCGAGAUCGUUGACGACGUCCAGGAUAUGCGCAAGAUGAUCCUUGAUGAGGUUAUUCGCUUCCGCCAGACAGUUCGUCAAGGAAGCCAGUCCCAAUCUAUCCAGCAGCAGCAAAUGGCCCAGCAGACCAAUGUUCCCAUCCCCGACAACCAGCAGGCUCCCUGGAAAGCCGAGGAACCGAAGCCUCAGGAGGCCUCGAUUGGUGGUGGUCAUUCUAAUGACCUGGAGUCUUCGCUGCAGCGCGGCAUGGACCACCACUAA